GUUAAUUAAAAAAAAAAAAAAUGGGAGAAGAAGAACGGAGUGCGGCGGUUCUGCCAUGGAUGCGCGACCCCGUCGACGUGACUCUCUGUAAACAACUCUCCCUCCGUAAGGUUCCUUUUCUCAACCCUAGUUUAAAAUCCGCACUAGAAAGCAUCGGAAUCUCCGAGCUGUUUCCCGUUCAAGUCGCGGUUUGGCAAGAAACCGUUGGACCCGGUAACUUGGACCGUGACCUUUGCAUAAACUCGCCUACCGGCAGCGGCAAAACCUUGGCCUACGCUCUCCCCAUCGUGCACAAGUUGUCCACGCGCACCCUCACGCGCCUCCGUGCGCUCGUGGUUGUUCCUAGCCGUGACCUAGCUUUGCAGGUUAAACAAGUUUUCGACACUCUCGCGUCGCCGCUAGGCCUCCGUGUUGGCUUGGCCGCCGGACAGUCUUCGUUGAAGGAUGAAAUUUUCAGUCUUGUUCAAAUGCCUGGAUACGAGGAUGAUCCAUAUGUUUCGCAUGGGUUUCGAUGCAAGGUGGACAUAUUGGUGGCAACUCCGGGAAGGCUUGUAGAUCACAUUGGAAACAAGAAUACUACAGGCUUUACACUUGAGCAUCUUUAUUAUCUUGUGGUUGAUGAAACAGAUCGGUUGCUUAGGGAGGACUACCAGUCCUGGCUGCCUGCUGUGCUUGAAUCAACCCAAUCUAAUGAUGAUGUUUUUCAAUCGGGAGUGUUGAGAACCGUAAGAAGAUGUGGUGGAGUUGAAAGGGGCUUCAAGCCUAACCCUAGGCUGACAAAGAUGGUUUUAUCUGCAACAUUAACUCAGGACCCAGGCAAGCUUGUACAGCUUAAUUUGCAUCAUCCUUUAUUCCUGAGUGCUGGGAAAAUGCGUUAUCGACUCCCAGAAAAUUUGGAAUCAUACAAACUGAUCUGUGAAAGAAAGGUCAAACCAUUGUAUUUGGUUGCCCUUUUGAAAUCCCUGGGAGAAGAAAAAUGUAUAGUUUUUACAAAAUCUGUGGACUCAACACGUCGUCUCUGCAAAUUGUUGAAUUGUUUUGAAGACUUGCAAAUUGAUAUCAAGGAGUAUUCUGGCCUUCAACAUCAACGUGUAAGAAGCAAGACACUGAAUGAAUUUCGGAAAGGGGAGUUUCAAGUGCUUGUAUCUUCUGAUGCAAUGACUCGUGGAAUGGAUGUUGAAGGGGUAAGAAAUGUCAUUAAUUAUGACAUGCCUAAAUACAUAAAGACUUAUGUUCAUCGGGCUGGUAGGACCGCAAGAGCUGGCCAUUCUGGGCGUUGCUUCACAUUGAUGUCAAAGGAUGAGAUUGGGCGAUUUAAGAAGAUGAUGAGAAAAGCUGAGGCUAGUGCUUUUCAGGAGCAUUCUGUUCCAUCCAGUUUGGUUGAGGCACUUACUUCUACCUACCAAUCAGCACUAACAAAAAUGAAGGAGAUUAUUUUGGAGACCCGGAAGAAACCCAAGAAAUUAGAGUCUUGACAAAUACAGAUUAACGGAUACACAAGGGAGUCUCCUACUGUAGUAGAGUUAAUUCAUUUUAUAUUUAAUUAGAAUGUUUUUAAUCACUUUUAUUUUCCUUGCUUUGAUGUAUCGGAAUCAAAACUUGGUAUUGGUGAGUUUUUUUUUUUUUUUUUUUUUUAAA
Molecule: messenger RNA, 1638 nt
Organism: Cajanus cajan (pigeon pea)
Lineage: Eukaryota; Viridiplantae; Streptophyta; Magnoliopsida; Fabales; Fabaceae
Gene: RH1
Product: RNA helicase 1
Molecular function (GO): nucleic acid binding; ATP binding
Source: RefSeq, a predicted model, not a curated record